AGAGUGAACAACAACAGUCUAAAUGGCUCAACAGGGAGUUCUGCUGGACCAGGACCAGUUCUGUUGUUCUGUCUGUCUGGAUCUACUGAAGGAGCCGGUUACUAUUCACUGUGGACACAGUUACUGUAGGAUCUGUAUUGAAGGCUGGUGGGAUCAGGAUGAUGACAAAGGGAUCUACAGCUGCCCCCAGUGCAGACAGACCUUCACUCCAAGGCCUGCUGUGAGGAAAAAUAACUUGUUGGCUGAGGUGGUGGAAAAACUGAAGAAGACAGGACUCCAGGCUGCUCCCCCUCCUGCUCUGUGCUAUGCUGGACCUGGAGAUGUGGCGUGUGAUUUCUGUACUGGGACCAGAAAGCAGAAAGCCCUCAUGUCCUGUCUGGCGUGUCUGACCUCUUACUGUGAGACUCACCUCCAGCCUCACUAUGAAGUUCCUGCUUUUAAGAAGCACAAUCUGGUCAAAGCCACCGCACAACUACAGGAGAAGAUCUGCUCUCGUCAUGACAAACUGCUGGAUAUUUACUGCCGUACCGAUCAGCAGUGUGUUUGUUAUAUCUGUACAAUGGAUGAACAUAAAGGCCAUGAUGCAGUGUCAGCUGCAUUAGAGAGGACUGAGAAACAAAGGCAGCUGGGGAUGCGUCAGCAGAAGGUCCAGGAGAGAGUCCAGGAGAGAGAGAAAGUGCUGAAGGAGCUUCAACAGGCUGUGGAGUCUCUCAAGUGCUCUGCUCAGGCAGCAGUGGAGGACAGUGAGAAGAUCUUUACUGAGAUGACCCGCUCCAUUGAGAGAAGGCGCUCUGAGGUGAAGGAGCUGAUCAGAGCCCAAGAGAAGGCUCAAGUGAGUCUAGCUGAAGGACUCCUGGAGCAACUGGAGCAGGAGAUAGCUGAGCUGAGGAGGAGAAGCACUGAGCUGGAGCAGCUCUCAAACACAGAGGAUCACAUCCAUUUCCUCCAGAGUUAUCGGUCUCUCUCCAGUCCCAGUGUAUCUUCAGAUUUACCCAGCAUCGCUGUCCGUCCUCUUCAAAACUUUGGAGAUGUGAGUAAGACCGUGUCUGAGUUGAGAGAGAAACUAGAAGACUUCCUUGAAGGAGAAUGGACCAAGAUCUCCACUACAGUCAAUAAAGUGGAUGUUUUACUGCCUCCAGAGCCCAAGACCAGAGAACAAUUCUUACAAUAUUCCUGUCAGCUCACACUGGAUUCAAACACAGCACAUACAGAACUCUCUCUGUCUGAGGGGAACAGAAAGGUGACCUCUAAACGCCAUGCACAACCAUAUCCUGAUCAUCCAGACAGAUUCAUAAACAACCGGAUGGUGCUAUGUUGGGAGGGUCUGUCUGGAUGCUGUUACUGGGAGGUGAAGUGGAGUGGGAAGUGGGUUUUUACAGCAGUCUCAUAUAAAGACAUCAGCAGAACAAGGAGUGGUAAUGCAUUUGGACACAAUGACAAGUCCUGGAGUUUAGUUUGCAUUAAUGGUGGUUAUCAUUUCAGACACAAUAAUGUUGAGACUAAAGUAUCAGACCCUCAGUCCUCCAGAGUAGGUGUGUACCAGGACCACAAGGCAGGUACUCUGUCCUUCUACAGUGUUUCUGACACAAUGACCCUCCUCCACAGAGUCCAGACCACAUUCACUCAGCCCCUCUAUCCUGGGUUUUUUGUCAGUGGUACUGCUGAGCUGUGUAAACUGUGGUAGGAGCCACAUAGAUGC
This is a messenger RNA of Coregonus clupeaformis (lake whitefish), 1699 nucleotides long. Its product is annotated as tripartite motif-containing protein 16-like. The record is from RefSeq and is a predicted model, not a curated record. The transcript has a single exon. Lineage: Eukaryota; Metazoa; Chordata; Actinopteri; Salmoniformes; Salmonidae. Bases 23 to 1684 code for a protein of 553 amino acids. Gene Ontology annotation, molecular function: protein binding; zinc ion binding.